CAAGUCUCAGUCUUUCAGUUCCACUUUUGAACCAAUCCCUUUUCGUUUCGUCCCCCCCCCCUCCGGCUUUUUUUUUUCGAACAGAAUGCUGUAUUUCAUUGGUCUUGGUCUCGGCGACGAGAAGGACAUUACCGUGCGCGGCUUGGAGGCCGUGCGCAAGUGCAAGCGUGUCUUCCUCGAAAUGUACACGAGCAUUCUGGCAACGCCAAAGGAGCGUCUUGAGGAGCUGUACGACAAGAAGAUCGAGGUGGCAGACCGCGAAACCGUCGAGAGCAACGCCGACCUCAUUCUGAACAACGCCCAUGAGGACGACGUUGCCUUCUUGGUCGUCGGCGAUCCAUUCGGCGCAACCACCCAUACCGAUAUGAUUUUGCGGGCAAAGCAACGCGGAAUCCCGUUCAGCGUCAUCCACAAUGCAUCCAUCAUGAACGCCAUCGGCUGCUGCGGAUUGCAGUUGUACAACUACGGCCAGAGCGUCUCGAUUUGCUUCUUCACCGAGACUUGGCGCCCGGACAGCUUUUACGACAAGAUUGCCUUUAACGUCAAGGGCGGUCUGCACUCGCUCUGCCUCCUCGAUAUCAAAGUCAAGGAGCCCAAUCUCGAUGCGAUGAUGCGUGGCAAGGUCGUUUACGAUCCUCCGCGCUACAUGACGGUGAACCAAGCUGUCGAGCAGCUUCUUGAAGUGUCAGACAAGAAGCGCGAUGCUGGCGAAACCCCAGUCUAUGAUCGCAAGACAAUCGCUGCUGGGCUUGCACGUGUCGGCCAGAGCGAUCAACGCAUCAUUUCUGGCACGCUGGAGGAGCUGUUGACGGCUGACUUUGGCGCGCCGUUGCACUCGCUCGUGCUCGCUGGCACGAUGCACAUUCUCGAGAUUGAGAUGCUCGCGUCUUUUGCCGUCAAUCCACAGACCUUUGUGCCGCUGCUCGAAUCUCACCGAUAAAAUGCCGACAAUGUUGUGGCCGCACGAUAGUUGUUUGGUGUUGAACAGUCACGAAAAAAAGAAUGCAUUCUCUACUUCACCUCACAAA
Messenger RNA from Capsaspora owczarzaki ATCC 30864, 1028 nucleotides. RefSeq names its product diphthine synthase. The transcript has 5 exons. Gene Ontology annotation, molecular function: diphthine synthase activity. Gene Ontology annotation, biological process: protein histidyl modification to diphthamide. The record is from RefSeq and is a predicted model, not a curated record. The coding region runs from base 86 to 940 and encodes 284 amino acids. NCBI's taxonomy places the organism in Eukaryota, Filasterea, Ministeriida, Capsasporidae.